AUGGACGCCGCGACAACGAGUUCCGCCGUGCCGACAACGAGGAGACUGAGGACAUCGAGGAAUUCCACCGCUCGUGGCUUCGCCGUGACAACGAAUGCGAGCCGCAAGAACAUCCGCGACGAGGAGGAGAACACCUACGAGCCCGAAAACGAGAUCGUGAUGGUUGAGCGUGAGGGAAAGACUUGCUUCUCGAUGGAGGAACAACCCAAAUGCCAGCCAGGAGAUGAGCUCAUUGAGACCGAGAACCGCAAGGUGAAAUUGGCUUGCCUUCCACGCUCGGAUCGCCGCACUCGCCGCAUGGUGAACGGCCUUAAGCGUGGAGAGGAGUCGAUCAUGGAGGAGAUCCGUUCCCUUCCAAUGUCUCUCACCGAUCGCAUCGAGUUGCCCAAACUUUGCCGUGUCUAC
This is a messenger RNA of Mesorhabditis belari, 405 nucleotides long. Lineage: Eukaryota; Metazoa; Nematoda; Chromadorea; Rhabditida; Rhabditidae. The record is from the annotation of a GenBank genome assembly.